AAUCAUGGAUGCUAUAAAUACGAUCAUCAUGUCCAGCCCCUGCCCUCUUCUUGCGAAAACCCUAGGAGAUCUUUAUUUCCAAUAGCCUCGUCGGCGGCGGAUCUCGGCAUCCGAAUCCAGCGCUCAAGAUGAAGGUCGUUGCUGCCUAUUUACUAGCUGUUCUUGGUGGAAACACUUGCCCAUCAGCUGAUGAUCUGAAGGAUAUCCUAGGAUCAGUGGGAGCUGAAGCUGAUGAUGACAGAAUUGAGCUCCUCUUAUCUGAAGUCAAGGGUAAAGACAUAACUGAACUUAUCGCUUCUGGGAGAGAGAAGUUUGCUUCAGUGCCCUCUGGUGGUGGCGCCAUUGCAGUUGCAGCCCCUUCUGCGGGUGGUGCUGCAGCAGCCCCAGCAGAUGAGCCAAAGAAAGAAGAGAAAGUGGAAGAGAAGGAAGAAUCAGAUGAGGACAUGGGCUUUAGUUUGUUUGAUUGAGUGGUACGGCUGUCACUUUGUAUAGCCUUCUUGGAAUUCUAAUUUGAGGUUGAUCUGCGAGAUGCUAAAAUUUGUAUUUGAGACUAAACUUUAGUACCUUGGUUCACAGAACAGCAAGGCAUCAUGCUUCUAUAUUUGGUACUUUACCAAGUCGCAAAGCAGGUCAUGUUCAGCAUGACCUGGCAUGAAUAUUCUUUUUGGGUGCAUUAGUUAAUGAAGUAGGUAUGAAGAUCUGAUUUUUGUUC
Molecule: messenger RNA, 712 nt
Organism: Elaeis guineensis (African oil palm)
Lineage: Eukaryota; Viridiplantae; Streptophyta; Magnoliopsida; Arecales; Arecaceae
Source: RefSeq, a predicted model, not a curated record